AUGUCGCGGGUCAAGUUCAACGUGAACACUGAAUAUGCUUACCUCCAGAACUUCAAGGUUCUUCAGAAUGUCUUCGCCCGCCACCAGGUCAACAAACCCAUCCCUGUUCAGUCCCUCACCAAGUGUCGCAUGCAGGACAACCUUGAGUUCCUUCAAUGGGUUAAGAAAUACUGGGACCAGCACUAUCCCGGUGGUGAAUACGACUCCGUCGGCCGGCGCAAGGCCUCCGGCGCUCCUGGUUCCGUUGGUGGAGCCCCUGCUUCGCGCGCUCCGUCUGCUGGCAGCGCACGCCGUGGAGUGACCCCGACAACCGGCGGCGUCCGUCCCCGAGUUGCCACUGCGGCCAGUGGAGCGGCCACCGCUGCCCUUCAACAGGAGAUCUCGACACAGAAGGAAGCGAUCGCAGGACUGGAGAAGGAACGCGACUUCUACUUUGCCAAGCUGCGUGAUAUUGAGCUGCUGCUCCAGAGUGCCAUUGAAGCCGACCCCGAGCUUGAAAAAGAGGAGGACACGCUUGUUAAGCACAUCCAGGGCAUUCUAUACUCGACCGAGGACGGCUUCGAGAUCCCCGCCGAAGGAGAGGAAGUUGCAGCCGACGAGCUCGAGACUUUCUAA
Penicillium digitatum Pd1 is the source of this 615-nucleotide messenger RNA. RefSeq names its product microtubule-binding protein BIM1 (gene eb1). The record is from RefSeq and is a predicted model, not a curated record. Gene Ontology annotation, biological process: regulation of microtubule polymerization or depolymerization; protein localization to microtubule; spindle assembly. Gene Ontology annotation, molecular function: microtubule plus-end binding. Gene Ontology annotation, cellular component: cytoplasmic microtubule; microtubule organizing center; microtubule plus-end. Lineage: Eukaryota; Fungi; Ascomycota; Eurotiomycetes; Eurotiales; Aspergillaceae.